Scatophagus argus is the source of this 1171-nucleotide messenger RNA. RefSeq lists its product as uncharacterized. The transcript is spliced from 5 exons. Bases 80 to 1129 code for a protein of 349 amino acids. Lineage: Eukaryota; Metazoa; Chordata; Actinopteri; Scatophagidae. The record is from RefSeq and is a predicted model, not a curated record.
GUUCUGAUUGGUCAGGGCAGGCCACCUGAAAUACUUAUAAACCUUUCACAGGGUGAUAGAUGCAAUAGAGCUGUUCAAUAUGAUGGCUGUUUGGGUUGCUUCAGGGGCCUUGCUCCUUGUUAUGCUGAUUGGUACAAGUUACAGCUACCCUGUAAAACAAGGUUUUGAUCCUAGUUCCACCUAUGGCAGCAGUUAUGAUGCAAAGCCUGCUUCUACUGGCUCUUACUUGGAAGUGGCUUCAUCUGGAUCUGCCUCUGUUGCUCCUGGGGCUGGCUUGAAAAGUGUCUCAAAUCCAGCUCGUCCUUACACUGCUACACACAGAAAACCUAGUUACCCACAGCCCAGUGUUAAAGAACCAGCAGCAGCUUCUUAUGGCUCUACUACUUUUGCUGCACCUGUGUAUUCAGGCUAUGCUAGCAGCCACCUUGCAGGCUCAACUCAUCCAAGUUCUUCUCAGCCCACCUUCAACCAAGACAUCCCCUGGACUGUUGGCCCUUCCAGUCACUUUUCAAGAAGACCUAGUUCUCACAGCUCUGUCUCCAGUAUAGCUGAGCCUGAACCGCUUGGCCCCGUAAACGUGAGUCCACCUGUUCCUCAGUACCAGGCGGGUGAAUUGUCUCAAGUUGAGGAGGUCUUUGAGCAAGGAAACUAUGAAUCUGAGAUGGAAGAGCAAAGUCUUCAGGCAGCACCUCCUGUUGCUCAAACUCUGACUGGAAGAAUCUCUACCAGUGAAUCAGCGCCACCAGGCCUUAGCAGAAGUUGGCUCGGGUAUCCUUAUGACUACAUGUUCCUGACUGGCCAGUAUCCCCCAGGCACAGUCACUCACUUCAGUGAAAGCUCUGAGCAGGGGGAGGACCACUGGCAAGAUGAUGUCUACACAAGAGCCUACCUUCCUGCCAGUACUGGGGAGGUUGAGACUUCCCCUGCUGAUUUUGCUGCUCCACAGCAUGUGACGCAGCCUAUGCAUCCUGUAAAGCAAAGUACAGGCAGCACUAGCUAUGGUCAAAGUGGUGUAGCAGUUGGCUAUGACUGGCAAUCUGGAGCAGCUGGUCUACAAGGUCCUUACUCUGAACAACCACAUUGGCUCAACCCAGCAGGUGGUUAUGGACCAAGCAAGGUGGGAUACUGAACCUCUGUACUUUUUCUGAUUUCAAUAAAUCUUAAAUGAGAA